CUGCUCAACAGCCAAUGGACGCACGGCCUCGUUUUGGGUGAUGCAGACAUGGGGUGCAGGGCAUUUUCUUUUUUCUUUUUUUCCCGCGUUUCUUUCUUUUCCCUUCUUUCCCUUCUUUCCUCCACCAACCUUUCCUCGAUCUUUUGCAUCCGUCCUGCCUAUGCUCUCCCAGCUAUUCUCCCAUGCGACUGCCCCUACACCCGGACCCAGAAACACAUAGGCAAUUCAGCUCCAUCCGUAUAUCCACCUUGCAUCCAUUCUAUCCCACGCACUGCACGCACCCCAGGAAUACACAGCCGAGUUCACACGCACUUCUACUUCUUUCCUCGCUGUCCAUACAAGCCUCCAACAGCAAGAGCGGUCGCCAUGGAAGUCAACUCAAGUAAAGAUAGCGACACCUCCCUAGUGGACAUGCCCCGCCAACGCCAACGGUCCGCCCCUCAUCACAGUCACCAAAGCGUGCUCCGAGGGCUCACAGCUUUGCAGACAGUUCCAGCAGCCCGGCAAGCGGCGCUUAAACAUGACAUCUUUGGAUCAGGGAGUUUUGUCCAGCGUAUGGAGCAGCACUGUGAGCUGCGAGGCCACGAUGGGUGUGUCAAUACUCUCGGAUGGGAUGAGACUGGCGAGUUCUUAGUUUCGGGAUCAGAUGACCUGUCAUUAAACAUCUAUCGGCCUCUGGACCCCAAACCACUGGUGCACAAGAUCCCCAGUGGACACACCAGGAACAUCUUCUCGGCAAAGUUUCUCACGAACAGCUCCGCUACUAAAAUCGUCUCAUGUUGCGCGAACGGAACGACACUGUUGACGGACGUGAACAAGUUUGUGGAAAAAUCGCCGCUGGGGGACUGGAUGCCUUCGGCCGGUUUCAGUUGCCACGCUGACAUGGCCAUGACUUAUGAGGUUAUGCCCGAUCUCAUAGACGGGCACAUCUUCUAUGACUGUGCCGACGAUGGCAAGAUCAACCGAUAUGACACACGGAUCAGGACCAGCUGCGAUUGUUUUGAUAGCGAUUCCGACUGCGACCUACAUACUUUCAUCAACAUUAACUCUCGCAUCAACCUAUCUACCUCAAGCAUGUCUGUAAACGAUCGCCUCUUCAGCGCCUUUCAUCGUCGCGGUAUAUCUGCAAUUACUCAGCGACCGGAGAAUCCGCAUUACAUUGCAGCAGCCUGCGGUGACGACACCGUGCGAAUUUACGACAGUAGGAAAGUGAGCGCAAGUGAUCACCGCUCCGGGCAGGUGUACAGUAUUUCACCAUUUGUGCCUAGUGGAUGGGUCAUUGGCGGCGACGGGGAGCUUCAGCGCGGCAACAACAAGGAGAGGAGCUCGAUCGGCACCAGAAUUACAUCGCUCAAGUACGACCCCUGCAGAACUGGCCAGCUCUUGGCGAGCUACAGUCGAGGAAAUUGCUACUUGAUCGAUCCUUCAGGUCUGGUAGGGCGUUUUGAAGAGGGGAUAUCCGGAGGUCCUGCUCUGCGCCGUACAAAGCAUGAGCGAAAUCACGAUGGCGAUGCCAAGGGGAAACGGAGACGGAGCCCUAGCGCGGGGUCCGAUCAUUCAUCUGCGACCAAGAAAUCUCCAGGAUCAUGGUCGCCCACCUUACCGAGGGGACCAUCCGCUUCAGAUACCAGCGCGGGGGAUAGGAAAGAUGAAGCGAUGGUCUCUGUUCCUGGAGCGGGGGCUGGAGGCGAACCAGGCGAGGCGCAGCAGAGUGGACGGUCAGGCCAUGUACGGUUUCGGGUCCAUGGCGAGGACAACGACCAUGCCAGCGAGCGCGGCGGACCUCAAGCCAGUGAUGAACCAAAGGGUGCGAUUCUUCCGACAUCUGAGGAACAAACGGUGGAGGAAGGAGUAAAGAAAAUAGACAAGGAACGCGAGAUUGAAGCUAGCGAAGAGAAGCCCGAGGAAGAUGAUGAUUUUUGGAUGGACACUUCAGACUCAGAGUCCGAGGCAAGUGAAGAGGAGUUGUCCCGUCAAGCUGUCACGGAUGACAAGGAGUAUUGGAUGCGCAGGUCUUACAAUUCUGGAAGGACAGACAUUGUACAAAUGUACUCGGGACAUCGAAACGCAAAGACGAUGAUCAAAGAGGCCAACUUUUUCGGGCCUAACAGCGAGUUUAUAAUGUCUGGUUCGGAUGAUGGACGAAUUUUCUUCUGGGAUAAGAAGACAGGAAAGAUCUUGAACGUCGCCAGGGGCGACAAGCACGUUGUCAACUGUCUACAACCGCAUCCAGUAUCAAGCUUGCUGUUGGCGGCCUCAGGAAUCGAUCAUACCAUCAAGGUCCUUAUGCCUACCGCUGAGGAGCGAGUAGAUCUUUCAAAGAUACGAGGCAUCAAGAGAUCCACCAAAUCUCCACACGAACUUCAGCCAACCAGCUCCACUGAAGCACCACCGAGCGCCAAUCCAAAGGACAAUCUGGAUCCUGAUCAUGCAUACAGCAGUAUCCCGCAGGAGGAUGAGAGUAGCGAUGAUGAUGACGAUGAUGAUGAUGACGAUCGUCUGCCACACCACCUCUUCCUUCAGAUCAUAAGCCAGCUUGUACAGGCACGGGGGCCGAGACACGGGUCAGGUCAGACGUGGACGAUCACUCGCGCACCAGGCCAAACUUACGCCACGCUAGAUACCUCUGACAGUGGCGAUGAGGACCAUGACGAUGAUGAGGACCACGAUGAUGAUGACGAGGGCCAUGGUGACGACGGCGAGGAUCAUGACGAGGACGACGAGUAAGUCGUGUACGGCUGUAAGCGACAGGCUGAUGUUAUAUUUUCAGCAGCAUUUUUUGACCACGACUCCAAGCAACAAGGAACCGGGCUUCGUAUCAUCAAGCAUUGUCAUCUAUUUUCGAGUUGCAUUUAUUUCCGUAAGUCUACUGCGAUUCUAAACGAAUAAAAAAGAAUAA
Gamsiella multidivaricata is the source of this 2899-nucleotide messenger RNA. Its product is annotated as WD40-repeat-containing domain protein. Gene Ontology annotation, molecular function: protein binding. Gene Ontology annotation, cellular component: Cul4-RING E3 ubiquitin ligase complex; cytoplasm. The record is from RefSeq and is a predicted model, not a curated record. The coding region runs from base 49 to 2727 and encodes 892 amino acids. Lineage: Eukaryota; Fungi; Mortierellomycota; Mortierellomycetes; Mortierellales; Mortierellaceae. The transcript is spliced from 5 exons. Gene Ontology annotation, biological process: positive regulation of transcription by RNA polymerase II.